Molecule: messenger RNA, 745 nt
Organism: Bactrocera neohumeralis
Lineage: Eukaryota; Metazoa; Arthropoda; Insecta; Diptera; Tephritidae
Exons: 2
Coding region: 54-533 (159 amino acids)
Source: RefSeq, a predicted model, not a curated record
UCCGGCACUCCGGCGAGGACGGUCGCCAUCGGCAGCAACAGGCAGGGGGCUUCAUGGGUCCCAAGGCUGACCCUGGAGCGGCUGAGCAUACCUCAGCUAUGGACGAAACCCAAACCCAAAUGGCGCCCGAGCAGGGACCUGAUUUUGUGAGUGACAGUGGAAAACAUGAAACGGUCACCAACGCUCAUGAAUUAGGUUCGCCAAACCCCCCGCACAAUCACAAGCAUCGCAGUACUCCAGCGAAUAAGGCUCUAACGCUGGAGACGGACACGACCAGUUGGAUUUACUGGCUGCAGAAGGACCGAUUAAUCACCGAGUGCAGACGACACCACAUCGCUAUCGAAGGGCGCACCGUAGCAGAUCUCCGUAGCGAGCUGAGCGCCUGCAUCCGUGCAAAGCGCCACAAUAAAUCCACGGAGGAUCUGGUAAAAGCUUUGGAAAGGGAAAUGAAGGAGGAAGAUAACGCCACCAUACUCGUUCCACAUAUGCAUAUGUAUGUACAUAUAGAGCAGUGCGCUCACGCUUUUUACUGAUAAAUGAUAAUAUCACGAUUUGAAUUUGAAUUGUACUUACAUAUGUAUGUAUGUAACUAUGUGCUAAUAUGUAGAUGCGUAUGAUAAUUUAAAUGAAGAAAUGUAAUUUACAUACAAUAUUCUUGUAAUAUAUUAAGUUUUUUAGGAUAUUAUGAAAGUAUGUCAUAAAUAUAUAUAACGUAUCCACAUACAUAUGUAUGUACAUACAUAUU